AAACUGUCAAAGUCAGCUGCUUGUGUCAAGUCAGGUGACUUUUUUGGGUUUGUUCGUGAUUAAAAUAUUUAAAAAUUAACUCCUAAAAAAUGGCUUUACAUUCCGCAAUGAAAGGUAAAUUGAUAUCAGUGAUCGGGGACGAGGAUACCUGCGUUGGAUUCCUCCUGGGUGGAGUUGGGGAAAUUAACAAAAACAGACACCCUAAUUUUUUGGUCGUCGAUAAAAAUACUGCCGUGAGCGAAAUCGAAGAAACCUUCAAAAAGUUCAUGAAAAGAGACGACAUUGAUAUUAUUUUGAUCAAUCAAAACAUCGCGGAAAUUAUCAGGCACGUAAUCGAUAGUCACAACACCCCCAUACCUGCUAUACUUGAAAUUCCAUCGAAAGACCAUCCCUACGAUGCCAGCAAAGAUUCCAUAUUGAGAAGGGCCAAGGGUAUGUUCAAUCCUGACGAGAUGUUGUAAAUGUUCGUAAAUACAAACAGUGGCUUGCAUAGGAAAACGCCACUCUGUUGUUAGUAUUAAUGUGUUGAAAAAAAUAAAUAUCAAAUUACCUGAUUGUAAAUAGCAUUUAAAUUCUUUAAUUCCGGUUUUGAAUGUAUU
Phyllotreta striolata is the source of this 599-nucleotide messenger RNA. The record is from the annotation of a GenBank genome assembly. Lineage: Eukaryota; Metazoa; Arthropoda; Insecta; Coleoptera; Chrysomelidae.